AGCAAAUCGCAUUUCGUGGUCCUUCUUCCCCUCGCAACCAACAACAAGCAGGGUGAUGGGAUGUGGCUCGUCGCUUGCAGUGCAGGCGGCACAACGGCAGGGCGACGGCGCAGACAGCGCCAGCGUGCCGGAUGUUGUGUCGUCAAAGCAGAUUGGACGCUGGCUUAGCUUCGAUCAAGAACUUGGGACUGGCGCACAUGCCGUCGUAUGGAAAGCGACAGUCUUGCCCGCGUACUUGGAGAGCGGCCGAAUAGGCCAUCAUGCUCUCAUAACCAAGCCGUUGCCACGAGCACCUUCGCCGUCCCGCUCAAAGCAGGCCAACGGAAGCGUGGUAAACGCUUCAAAGGGCAGCGGCGCGCAAUCACUCGCUGUGGCUGUAAAAGUCGCAGCUCGCGCCUCGUCAUCCAGUAAGUGCCAACAUGAAGCAGCCAUCUUGAGGCAGAUACACGGCUGCGUCGCCUUGGGAAGUGACUCCGUCCACCACCACCAGUUCAACAGCAGCAGCAGCAGCGACGGUGGCGGCAACAACAGCAACAGCAAAGAGGGUGACAGCAACAUGGACAUCAACACAGCCAACUCCAAUGUUGACACCCACAACAAUGGCCACCACCACAACACCAACGACAACACAAACACCAGCGUCAACACCGUCCUUUUCUCGAGAAUCAGUCGCCGGCACAUUCUGCCCCUCCUGGACGUAUUCACAUCGAAACGAGGGAUUACGCACAUCGUCCUCCCGCUCGCCCCGCAUGGAGACCUCUUCCACUUCAUCGCCGACCGCAGCGAGCAGCUUGAGGAGCAGGAGUGCCAGCACAUCACCACGCAGGUCGUCUGCGCCCUCAACUGCCUGCACACGCUUGGCAUUGGCCACCUGGAUCUCAAGCCAGAGAACGUGCUGUUGUUCCCCCACAGCAGCAGCAGCAGCAGCAAAGGCAGCAGCAGCAGUGCUCGUCACCAGCAAGUCCCAGGCGGCGACACGAGUGCACUCGUGGCUGACGAUUGCCGUCACCACAGCACGCCCCGCGCACAGCGUGGCAGUGGUGACCGCACCAGUGCCGAUGACACGAACGCCAAUCAGCAUCGUGCGGCAGAGGAACGAGGACAGGGCGACGAAGCACCUGAUGAUGGUGGUGAUGAUGAUGAUGAAGCGGGAAUCGGGAGCAGCGGGGAGCAGCUUGCUCGCGCGUCUUGGCUGCAGAAGGACCUUCCUUUACAGCGCCACCCUUCAGAACAACAACAACAACAGCAGCAGCAGCAGCAGAAGCAGCAGCAGCAGCACAUACAAAACGACGUCAGCGCACCAGUACCGCCGUCUGUGACAGGAGGCGAGCGCGUGCACAUGCCUGGCCUGGCAUUUGAGGUGAGGUUGUGUGACUUCACUGAGGCCGUGCGCGUGGAUCCAUCCUCGCCAAUCAGGACAGGCCGUGUUGGCACACACGCGUACAUGUGCCCCGAGAUGCUAGCACCGGCCAACCGCUACCACCCGCACCAGGCAGAUAUGUGGAGCCUGGGUGCCGUGCUUGCAUUCAUGAUGACGGGGGACAUCAUCUUUGAAGCGCCAACGCUUGACCUGACCGCGAACCGUGUCAUCAGCAGCAGACUGCCGCUCCCACCCUCCAUACACCGCCGCAUAUCACGUGCUGGUAUCUCCUUCCUCUUGUGGUGCCUGCGGCGAGACGCGCAUCUUCGCAUGACCGCGCAGGCAGCAGCGAAACACACCUGGGUGACCGGCAGCAAAGGUGCUGACAACAAGGGAGAUAGUGCGCAUCGUGGUCAUGCCGGUGAUGGCGGUGGUGGCGUCGGAGUUCAACUUGGGAGAGCGCCGUCGCUGCAACUGGCACAGCCAAACAACGGGGGUGAUCGUGGUGGUGCUGGCGUCGAUCAAGUGGAUGCAGACUGUGGGGACAGUGCACAACGUGACACGACGCAAGGGCCGAACAAAGGGAUUGCAGGGACAGACGACCAACCACCACCACCACCACCAUGCAGAGUCGUGUCCAGCCGUUCUCCAGAUAUGGAUGUGAACGCCCUCCCACGCGGGCUUGAUGUGGUCUUUGUUGUUGAUGUGGACAGCGACUCAGACGUCUGA
Molecule: messenger RNA, 2089 nt
Organism: Salpingoeca rosetta
Lineage: Eukaryota; Choanoflagellata; Craspedida; Salpingoecidae
Product: serine/threonine protein kinase
Exons: 3
Coding region: 56-2089 (677 amino acids)
Biological process (GO): autophagy; peptidyl-serine phosphorylation
Cellular component (GO): cytoplasm
Molecular function (GO): ATP binding; protein serine/threonine kinase activity
Source: RefSeq, a predicted model, not a curated record